Liolophura sinensis is the source of this 1395-nucleotide messenger RNA. RefSeq names its product uroporphyrinogen decarboxylase-like. Lineage: Eukaryota; Metazoa; Mollusca; Polyplacophora; Chitonida; Chitonidae. The transcript has 10 exons. Gene Ontology annotation, molecular function: uroporphyrinogen decarboxylase activity. The coding region runs from base 308 to 1303 and encodes 331 amino acids. Gene Ontology annotation, cellular component: cytosol. Gene Ontology annotation, biological process: heme biosynthetic process. The record is from RefSeq and is a predicted model, not a curated record.
CCACGCGUAAGUUUUGUUGUUGGAGAAGUUGUGAAAUAACAUAGUUGCAAGUUGGAAAGGGCCAAGUCUGAAUGAAUACACGAACUGGACAUGUUUGUAUGCAAACUCUGCCAUGCAGGAAGCUAUCAGCAUGCUAUGAGAAAAGCCCGGUGCUACGUCUUAUUCUUCCAUUGUAGUAGGUCUGUCAUGUUUGUGUGACGGUAUUCUAAGAGGAGCUGUAAACACUAGGGCCUUUCCCCCUCUGAAGAAUGAUCUUAUUUUGCGAGCUGCGCGUGGAGAGAAAACUGAGCGGGUACCAGUAUGGGUAAUGAGACAGGCUGGCAGAUACUUACCAGAGUACAUGCAAAUCAGCUCCAAGAAUGGCUUUUUCAGCAUUUGCCGUUCUCCCGAAUUGGCUUGUGAAGUCACCUUACAGCCCAUACGCCGGUUUAACCUUGAUGCGGCCAUCAUCUUCUCAGACAUUCUUGUUAUCCCGCAAGCCCUGGGCAUGCAGGUAGACAUGAUACCAGGUCCUAGUUUUCCUGAGCCGUUGUGCACACCAGCAGAUCUGGAGAAAUUAAACAAGAAUGUGGACGUCAACAAAGAGCUGGGCUAUGUCUUCCAAGCCAUCACAAAAACCAGACAUGCUUUGGAAGGGAAAGUUCCCCUUAUUGGAUUUUCUGGAGCUCCGUGGACGCUCAUGUCGUACAUGAUAGAGGGUGGGUCCACGACAACACAUUCCAAGGCUAAGCGCUGGCUGUAUACAGAGCCUGAAGCCAGUCAUCAACUACUGCAGCUUCUGGCAGAUGUCAUUGUGGAUUAUCUCCUGGGGCAGAUCAAAGCUGGAGCUCAGUUAUUACAGUUGUUUGAGUCGCAUGCUGGUGCCCUGGGCCCGGGACUUUUCUCCAAAUUUGCAUUGCCCUACAUUCGGCAGAUCUCCUACAAGCUGAAAGAGAGAUGUUCUGAGUCAGGUGUCACACCAGUGCCAUUUAUAAUCUUUGCCAAGGAUGGCCACUUUGCUCUAGAGGAGCUCUCAGGCUCUGGUUAUGAAGUGGUGGGACUGGACUGGACAAUUCGCCCCACUAAUGCAAGGAAUAAAGUUGGUGCUUCAAUCAGUCUUCAGGGGAACCUGGAUCCUUGCGCCUUGUAUGCUCCUCCAGAAGAAAUUAAACGACACGUGAAAGAAAUGCUUCAGAAAUUCGGGACUCAGAAAUACAUUGCAAAUUUGGGUCAUGGGAUAUAUCGUGACAUGAACCCGGACCAUUUGGAAGUGUUCGUGAACGCUGUUCAUACGUACUCAGAAGAGAUGAACGCCACGCAGUAACAGUCACCGAUCCCUCAGCUCCGGAAUUAAGUGGGAAAGAAGAAAGCUUUCAGAAACGUCAUUUAUUUUUGACUGAGCUUAGUAGAAUUUCA